Molecule: messenger RNA, 1391 nt
Organism: Carica papaya (papaya)
Lineage: Eukaryota; Viridiplantae; Streptophyta; Magnoliopsida; Brassicales; Caricaceae
Gene: ECHID
Product: enoyl-CoA hydratase/isomerase D
Biological process (GO): menaquinone biosynthetic process
Cellular component (GO): cytosol
Molecular function (GO): 1,4-dihydroxy-2-naphthoyl-CoA synthase activity
Source: RefSeq, a predicted model, not a curated record
UUCAACCUCUAUCCCGUCUGCUCAAAAAUAAUUGAAAAGAAAAAUUAAGAGUGCGUCAUUUUCGUUUCUAAAGUCACAUUCAAAUUCAAACUCAUUAUUUAAAGAAUAGGAAGAAGAAAAUCAACAGUAACUCUUAAUAAAUCAGUAGUCAACUAAAGACCUUAACGACUGACGUUCGUGGAGCUCGUGCAAUAAUGGCUCAAGUUUCAGAAAAGGAAAUCGAUGCCAUGAGAAGGAGAGUGGCCUCUGUUGCGAACCAUUUGAUUUCCGGACGUUCGAUUCCAGAUCCCAAGGCUUAUUCCCUUGAGUUAUGCAAUAAUGCUUCAACGAAUAACAGCUACUAUCGGAUACAUGGCGCGGUGCGCAGUCACGACGUCGUCUGGAGUGUUGCCUGCGAUGAGUUCGGCACGGAAUUCACCGACAUUAUUUACGAGAAAGCAGUCGGAGAAGCAAUAGCAAAAAUCACGAUAAAUAGACCAGAGAGAAGAAAUGCCUUUCGAACCCAGACAAUUAAGGAGCUUAUGCGCGCAUUUAAUGAUGCCAGGGACGACGCUUCGGUCGGAGUCGUCAUUCUCACUGGCAAGGGAACCAAAGCAUUUUGUAGUGGGGGCGACCAGGCCCUGAGAACGGCUGAUGGUUAUGCUGAUUCUGAAGAUAUUGGGCGUCUGAAUGUUCUAGACUUGCAGGUACAAAUUCGCCGUCUUCCAAAGCCAGUUAUAGCUAUGGUUGCUGGUUAUGCUGUUGGAGGUGGACAUGUGCUGCACAUGGUUUGUGAUCUAACUAUUGCAGCAGAUAAUGCCAUCUUUGGCCAAACAGGUCCUAAGGUAGGAAGCUUUGAUGCUGGCUAUGGAAGUUCGAUAAUGUCCCGACUGGUAGGGCCUAAGAAGGCACGCGAAAUGUGGUUUUUAGCAAGGUUCUAUACAGCUUCUGAGGCGGAGAAAAUGGGACUAGUGAACACUGUUGUACCGCUAGAGAAUUUAGAGAAAGAAACAAUAAAAUGGUGUAGAGAAAUCAUAAGAAAUAGCCCCACGGCUAUUCGAGUCCUUAAAUCAUCUCUGAAUGCAGUUGAUGACGGUCAUGCAGGACUUCAGGAACUUGGCGGAAAUGCCACACUCAUAUUUUAUGGCACUGAAGAAGGGAACGAGGGCAAGACAGCUUAUAUGCAGCGCAGACGUCCUGAUUUCUCAAAAUUUACUAGACGGCCAUGAUUGUUAGUUGUGAAAGAUGUUUGUAUGAGAUCAGUGUUUGGAUUUUUUUGGUAACAACUUGUCUUAAAAUAAGACUGCAUAUAGCUUCAGUAUAAAAAUAUUAGAACUUUUUUACAUAUAUUUUAUUGAAGCAGGAUAUUUUUUAUAAUUAAUGUAUAAUUGAUGGUGAUGUUUUAAUCAAUA